AUGGACCCAUCCAUGGCCCCAGCAUUGGCUUCCACAAUUGUCCGAGGAGACUUACCUAUGGAGCAGAGCCUGAUCUUCUUGGAGUAUGUGAAACUCCAAGAGAAGUUUGAUUCAUUGAUGGAGGACACUUGGGCCAGGCUUGAACCAGAAGAUCCGGCGCCUUGGAGAUCCUGUAAGUGUGGUCAUGCUGAGACAUUAGAGAAGGAUGAUACAGUUGAGCACACUAUUGAAUGCAGAGCAAUUGAAGAGGAUGAAAACAAAAAUGUCACCUGCAACGAAUGUAUCUUUAGUACACUAUUAGAUAGUGACACAGAAACUGAGGCAACAGCAGCAGCGGUCAAGCUGAAACUUCUGCAUCAAUUACGCAAUCUGGAAGGUGAUCAGAGGGCUUACCAUGAAGAAUCUGAACGUACCAUCAUGCGUCAACUACGAGAGCUAAAUAUAUUGCAGCGUGAACAUGAAAAUCUUGCAACAAGCAUAGCCCUUGUCACAGCUCCGCAGAAUGUACAGAAGGAUAUUAAUGAUUCAACACAAAUAAAAAUGUUGUUGCAAAGCAAAGAGGAGUAUGAUUGCCUUGCCGAGCAGGAAAAGAGUCUGAUCGCUAAGCUCGAUGCUCAGAUAAGAGACCAAGAAGAUAAAAUUAACAAGCAAAAGAUGUCUAUUGGAGGACUGAGGAGUGUUCAUCAACGACGCAGACACUUGCAAAAACAAAUACAGACUUUGGAGAAUCAACUGAACUUGUCAACUAUAAAGUUUAACACAAUUCUGACUGAAAAUCGGAAGCUUCGUGAAGAAAUCAAUAUCCUGAGGGUUAAUAAAGAAAUUUAUACCAAACUCUACAAUAAGCUCAGUACAAAACUACAAGAACAAAAAAAAAUAAUGAAAGAAAUUGUUGAGGAAUCUGUGCAAGCUUAUGAUCAACGGAUGGAGGCAGAAACGAGAAUAAAUGCUGUAAAGGAACGAAGUGCAAAAGACAUCCUUUUGUAUAAUACAGAGAUAAAAGAACUAAUGCGUAUUAUUGAUCAUGAGGCAAAACUUAAAGACUUUAUGCUGAUUAAAUUUCGGCAACUUACAAGAGAAGAUCAUUCCAAGGAUAAAAUUGGCAAGAAAACAGCGCAAGAAAUUGAAUAUGAAGCUUAUGAAGAAGUAUAUCAUCAACUCAGAAAUCUGACUGGAAAGGAAAACCUUUACAAUCUAGGCCCUGAGUUUGUUGCCACGGAGGAGAAGAACUAUGCACUAUUUAAUUUUAUAAAUGAAAUUAACAUUCAACUGGAACAUAAACAAGAAAAGAUCCAAAAUAUUAAGAAUGAAAUAUUGCAAAUUGAAAAUCAGCGCAAGCAAAGUGAGGAAGAAUUGCAUGGUUCAAUAAAGGAAGUAGAGGAUUCUCUGGAAAAUACAACCCAACAGAUUAAUAACUAUGAAGUUAUGCAAACGCAAGUUAACAAAACAUUAGAUGAACUGAAAUCAAACAUAGAGUCCCUUUGCAAGAAAAUAUAUUGCGACCUAUCCCCGAUCCAGCAGAAAUUAUGUGGUAAUGAUGGCAUUUUAAACUACAAUGCACUCGAGUACUUAGGCAUAAUAGAAAGAAAAUCCAUUGACAUGCUACAGAAAAAUAUGCUGAUACUCCAAAUAGCAGAAUUGCAGAAGGAAAGUCCCCCACUUAGUCCUGCAAGUAGUGCAACGAGUAUUCCAACAGUGAAUAUACUGACAGCUGGUACAGAGCUGAUCAGGUUCAUGAAACCCAUAAAAAUCAUUCCACCAAUAAUAGAUGACGAGGUUGAAGUUGAGACAGAGAUAGAAACUGAUGCUGAACUUUUAUUUCCCUUGAAUUAUUUCCAACUGCGUGAAUUGGUUUUGAGUGAAUUAGAAGGGGCAAAGUAAGGAACAAUGGCAUUUCAAAGGAUAACAAAGGUCAAUUCCAAAGGAUAUCAUGUCUGAUCCUGUUAGAAAAGUAAAACAUAAAUAAACUUUUUUCAAGCGAAUAAAAUUAAAUUAGUUAUUCGUACACUUGUUUUUCAUUGUUAGUCUGCUAUGCCUCUGAGUUAUUCCUCAAAAAAGUUCCUAUGUUAUGCACCUAUUUUCUGAUAUGUAGCUUCUGGCCAGUGACUCUUCAAACUUGAAAACCAACUUACAGUAUUCCAAGGCCUAAAGGAAAAUCCUUACUUUGUAUUCUGGCAAAUCUUUCCAAUAUCUUUUGACCAUCUUUCAAUGCUCAUGAAAUCUCUUAGUGCUUCAACAUUGAUCCUGCUAAUCAACUCACAACUUGG
Molecule: messenger RNA, 2267 nt
Organism: Chiloscyllium plagiosum (whitespotted bambooshark)
Lineage: Eukaryota; Metazoa; Chordata; Chondrichthyes; Orectolobiformes; Hemiscylliidae
Product: coiled-coil domain-containing protein 63-like
Biological process (GO): outer dynein arm assembly; cilium movement
Cellular component (GO): axoneme
Source: RefSeq, a predicted model, not a curated record